AUGUCGAAACCAAAAUAUACUUUAAUCAGAGAUCCAAACGAAGAUUUGAGUCAACUUAAAAGUGUCAAUCCUUUGGUCGGAGUAGUGCUCUGUGCUUUAAUUUUUUGCGUGUUGCUUUUAUAUCGAAAUUGUGAAUAUUUAUAUUCGACUAGUGAAAUAUUCAAAGAAAACAAAACUAAUGUGACAUCACAUGAAUUUGAUUUACAAAACGUAUCUAUAGAACCACUAAUAGUUAGGAAUAGCAAAUACUUCGUAAAUACGACACAUUGUCAUAUGCCUUACGCAGAUCCAUUUAGUGCGGAAAUAAAAAAAAUAUUUAAACCACAAAAAUAUAAACCCUGUACUAAUGAUAAACCACUUGUUAGUGUUUUAUAUGACAUGAAUCAGGAAAAGUAUCUAUUAUACAUCGAAAACGAAACCUUCUUAUCACAGCACAAAAAUGCGAAUAACUCUGAGGCUGUAAAUCAGUUGAUUUGCUGUUAUCGUCAAAUAGUACGUACCGGAAGUGGCAGCAAGGCCGAUAAUGCGUUUAAAUUAUUGCCAUGUGAAAAUUUUGUUCAGAAUUUUGUCGUACCCGAGCAUAUUGAAUUCAUCAUUGUGGAAUGUAGAAAAAAUUCUACUUUAAUACAAAAAGAUGCUUUCUCGUUUAUUCAGUAUAAAAAUAAAACCAAGACGAUAACAUCUGAAUCUAUAAGAAAGCCAAGUGUCUUCCUGAUAGGAAUAGAUAGUUUAUCGCGCAUGAAUUUUCGCAGAACUAUGCCUCAGACGCAUCAAUAUUUAGAAGAAAACAAUUGGUUUGAAAUGCAAGGAUAUAAUAAGGUUGGAGACAAUACAUUUCCAAACCUGAUGGCCCUCCUAAAUGGUAAUAAUGAAACUAUAGCCUACAGAGACUGCAAACCGAAAACAGUGGGUGGACUUGAUAACUGCUAUUUCAUCUGGCAAAACUACCAAAACUUUGGUUAUAGAACUGCAUAUGCUGAAGAUGUAGUAUCUUUAAGCACAUUUAACUAUUUAAAGAAAGGCUUUAAAACACCACCAACGGACUACUAUAUACGUCCAAUGGUGUUAGCAUUGGAGAAAAAUUUAAAAGUUCAAAAAAAGGAUGGGUUACCUUAUUGUCUAGGCAGGAAGCAUUACGGUACAUAUAUUUACGAUUAUGCAUUACAAUUGGCAAAUCGUUUUGAGAAUGAACCCACCUUUGGUUUAUUUUGGACAAAUUCAUUUAGCCAUAAUAGAUACGAUACAUCCGCAACAAUGGAUGUCAAAAUGUUGGAAUAUUUAAAAAUAUUCAAAACGAAUGGCAUCUUAGAAAAUUCUAUAGUUAUAUUCUUCAGCGAUCAUGGACGUAGAUUUGGCACCUUAGUAACGUUAGCUGGUGGUUUUUUAGAGGAACGUUUACCUAUGUUUUACAUAUCCUUACCAAAGUGGUUUAAAAAUCAAUAUCCGGAUUUUGUCAAAGCACUACAAAUCAAUCGUAAUCGUCUAACGACACCCUAUGACAUACAUAUGACACUGAAGCAUAUAUUAGAAUUAAGUCAGCCGGGUCUGACUUUACCAAUGGCAAACGGUUGUGCAAAAUGCCAAAGUAUUUUUCGUGAAGUACCGGUAAAUCGUAGUUGUGCUGAUGCUGGCAUACCAGAACAUUGGUGCACUUAUCAAAUGAAUUCUUACUUAAAAGACAAGACAUUAAGUAAGGUAUGCAGCGAACUGAAAUUAAAAGAUAUUAAUACGGCACACUUGAAAGUGGAAGAAGAUGAUGGAAUACAGUAUAACCCAACUUAUAGAAUUCGUUUUGUUGUAUAUCCGAAAAAAGCUAAUUAUGAAGCUACUGCAAUAUAUAAUCCUGUUAAGAGAAGUGUAGAAUUGAAUGUCGAGGAUAUAAGCUGUCUCAGUUCUUAUGAAAACGUAUCACAAUGCAUUAACGAUAAACAGGCGAAAAAAUACUGCAUAUGCAAGUGA
Molecule: messenger RNA, 1959 nt
Organism: Teleopsis dalmanni
Lineage: Eukaryota; Metazoa; Arthropoda; Insecta; Diptera; Diopsidae
Exons: 4
Coding region: 1-1959 (652 amino acids)
Source: RefSeq, a predicted model, not a curated record